Messenger RNA from Cynoglossus semilaevis (tongue sole), 4196 nucleotides. It is a transcript of the gene ppfibp1b, whose product is annotated as PPFIA binding protein 1b. Gene Ontology annotation, molecular function: protein binding. The transcript has 27 exons. Gene Ontology annotation, biological process: neuromuscular junction development. The coding region runs from base 418 to 3285 and encodes 955 amino acids. The record is from RefSeq and is a predicted model, not a curated record. NCBI's taxonomy places the organism in Eukaryota, Metazoa, Chordata, Actinopteri, Pleuronectiformes, Cynoglossidae. Gene Ontology annotation, cellular component: presynaptic active zone.
CUACUGUAGAGCACUAGAGCCACAGCUAAGGUAUGAAUGAAGAGUAGGAGAACCACCCUACCCACCAUCAUGGGGAACAUGAGGUCUCUGAAAAAUAAGAUGAAUUUGCUACAGGUGCUGUUUCUAACCCCUGAGAAGGAUUGGGAAAAAAUUAUACACUGUGAAGGCAAGGUGAAACUGAGGGAAAAUAAGGAUUCUUCCAUGAAGAAGCUGAAUUACUUCAAGCAGAAUGAAACCAGGGAUGUUGGACUUGGCAUGAAGAAAAUCAGUAGUCUUCAAAGAUCAAGGACUGACAGCAGACAAAAAAGAGUGAAUGAGCCAAAUGUACACAUCAUCACUGUCACGCCCUGUGGACCUCUGCUAAUGACAACCUCCAGUACUACCGUCCACAGGCUCUGAGGUUUAUCGGCAUUCAAGAUGAUGUCUGACGCCAGCGACAUGUUGGCAGCUGCUCUGGAGCAGAUGGAUGGCAUUAUAGCAGGUUCCAAAGCUCUGGACUACUCCAAUGGUUUGUACGAUUGCCAGUCACCUACCUCCCCUUUCAUGGGCAACCUGCGGGCCCUUCACCUUUUAGAAGAUCUAAGAAGUGUCCUGGAGUUGAUGGACACAGAGGAAAGGGAGACUUUACGCUGCCAGAUUCCCGACUCUACAGCCGACAGUUUGGUUGAGUGGCUUCAUGGUCAACUGUCCAAUGGUCACAUCUCCCUCAGUAGUGGUGACCACUAUCAAGAAAGACUGUCCCGCCUGGAGAGCGACAAGGAGUCUCUAGUGCUCCAGGUGAGUGUACUGACAGACCAGGUGGAAGCUCAGGGAGAGAAGAUCCGUGACCUGGAUUUGUGUUUGGAUGAGCACAGAGAAAAACUCAAUACCACAGAGGAGAUGCUGCAGCAGGAGCUUUUGUGCAGAGCUGCACUGGAGACCCAGAAGCUUGAACUGAUGUCUGAACUGACCAACCUGAAGCUGAAAUUAAAUAACUUUGACAAGGAGAGAGUGGACUUUGAUGACAGAUUCAGAGACAGUGAGGAUCUGAUUCUUGAAAUAAAUGAGUUGCGGUACAGAUUAACAGAUAUGGAGAGUGAAAAAAUACUGUAUGAAAAGAAACUUAAGUCCACAAUGGAGGAACUAGCUGCACUGAGAAGGCAGCUGGAGGGCAAGGAUGGAGAUGUGAGAAGACUACAAGAUGAGACAGGCUUCAAAGUCAUGGCCUUGAGCAGUGGAGAUUCCUCAGAAAGAGAUGAAACUCUUAGAAAGAGGCUGAAAGAAAAACAUGUGGAAGUGCAGAGAAUGAAAAAGGCAGUGGAGUCUUUGAUGGAGGCCAAUGAAGAGAAGGAUCGCAAGAUUGAAGAACUUAAACAAUCGUUGCAACGGUACAAGAAAGUUCAAGACAUGGUGAUGUCAGUGCAAGGUAAAAAAGAGAAAUUCAAGGAAAAUGAGCAUGUGGAGAGUCAGGCUGAUGCACCAUCAGCAAUUUUGUCUGCAUCUGAGGAGCUAGAAAAACAUGAAGUGACGGACGUCCAACAACUGAAAAGAAGAAGUCCAGACGAGCUGGAAAUUCUGAAUGGCCCAUAUGUAAAUUCUUCACCCUCACCAAGUCCUUCAGACUUAGGACAAGUGUUUGAGUCUACUCCAGCAGAUGUAAAGAGCAGUCAGGAUAUUACAAAGACAAACAGCCAGGAACAUCUGGAUAUAAAUAAUGAAAUGAGUAAGAGUGAAGAAGUAAGUAAGAAGAAAGAGAAACCACCGUUGAACCCCGCUGCGACCUCAACCUCCGCCACAGACGAUGCACCUUUCGGCUCGGGGAAGGCUCGUUCAUCCUUCGGAAAGGGCUUUUUUAAGAUCCGUGGGGGCAAGAAAACGGGGAGCUCUCCUAAUCUUGACCGCAGCCGGAGUGCGAGUGCACCUAUGCUAGCUGAAACAGAGCAAAGGGGAACGGACCAUCUCGACCUGGCCGGGCUGCCACAGAGGUCGAGUAACAGCGACAGCACCCACACACUUCCUACGACCCCAGAGAAUGCAAAAAAAUCUAGAGGGAUUAAAAAACUCUUUGGGAAGUUGAAAAGAAGUCAGUCCACUACGUUCAACUUGGAUGACAACCUUCCCCCGGCGGAGUUCAAGAGAGGCGGUGUCCGAGCCACAGCGGGACCUAGACUGGGCUGGUCACGUGACCUCCAACGCGUCCACACUGAUAUUGAUGCUCCCUUUGCCCGCUGGUCAAAGGAUCAGGUGUGUGACUGGCUGCAAGAGCAGGGUCUGGGACUUUAUGUGAACAUGGCCCGUAUAUGGAUCUCCUCUGGACAAACACUGCUGCAGGCUUCACAACAUGAUCUGGAGAGGGAGCUGGGCAUAAAACACUCUUUGCACAGAAAAAAGCUGCAGCUCUCUCUGCAGGCAAUUGGCUCGGAAGAAGAGGACAAUAAGGGAAAGCUAGACUACCACUGGGUCACUAGGUGGCUUGACGACAUCGGUCUUCCUCAGUAUAAGACCCAGUUCGAUGAGGGGAGGGUGGACGGUCACAUGCUGCACUACAUGACAGUGGAUGACCUGCUCUCUCUGAAGGUGGGAAGUGUCCUGCAUCACCUUAGUAUCAAGAGAGCCAUUCAAGUGCUUCGACUCAACAACUAUGAGCCCAACUGCUUACGUCGGAGGCCAUCGGAUGAGAACUCCACUCCUGCAGAGAUUUCCCAGUGGACCAACCAUAGGGUAAUGGAGUGGCUGAGGUCUGUGGAUUUGGCUGAAUAUGCCCCCAACCUUAGAGGCAGUGGUGUACAUGGAGGACUGAUGGUUCUAGAGCCAAGGUUUAACGUGGAGGCGAUGGCGUUGCUGCUAAACAUUCCCCCAAACAAGACUCUGUUGCGUCGCCACCUUGCCACACAUUUUAACUUGCUCAUUGGCUCAGAAGCCCAGCAGCUGAAACAGGAGUGUCUUGAAAACCCAGACUACGUUUUGCUCACAGCUGCCACCAAAGUCAAGCCAAAGAAAUUAUCUUUUGGAAGUUUUGGCACUCUGAGGAAAAAGAGGCAAGAUGAGAAUGAGGAGUACGUUUGUCCCAUGGACGUGGAGAUGCCUAAAAGCAGAAGCUUCCAGAAAGACUAUGAGCUGCAGAUCUAUGAAGAUGACCUUGACAGGCUUAAACAGAUGGAGGACUCUGAAGGAACCGUGAGACAGAUUGGAGCCUUUUCCGAGGGAAUUCAAAACCUGACUAGCAUGCUGAAAGAUGACGAGUUCUUCAAGGAAAUUUCAAAUUCACCAAACUCCAGUGUGACAGACGAGGACUCAAAUGCAUGAGACGGUCAACUUUCUAAAUCCUGGAAAAGAUGCGCCGAGGAUUUUUCACCAACGUGGCUUCCAGAAACUCUGCCACAUUUCUUUGUAUUGUUAAAAUCAAAGAUGAGCCAAAAUUGUUUGUUCUUUUUUUUCUUUUUUGAAUGAUGGUGUUUGUCUCAUUACUGUCAUCUGAUGACAGAGGGAACAUACCAGCUGGUUUCUGGAGAACAUUUCUACUCCUUUACAUUUUUAGUUGUAUUUUUUCUGUGAGCGAGCUCAAGUGUGAUCCAGCAGACAGAUUAUAUCUAGACUGAGCCAAUUAGGAUUUAACACAUGUCAUCUAAAUUGACUUGAUAAAUAUUGGGAAAGAGAGAGGGACUAUGUAUGUGUAAAAUGAAGAGGAGAAGACGUCAGUGUAAAGUAAUAACAGAAGACAGCUGCUGUGCUUCCCACAGAACAUAAAUCUGCAUCAUGUCUACUCCGGAGACUUCACAGUUAGUCCACCUUAAUAUUCUGCAUGCAUUUGCACAAAUUCAUAUCAUAGACUACAAAACCUAAAGAGUAGGUUGCAUGGUUUUAGAAUCUAACACAGUUAUACAGUACACACACAUCAUUUAUUUUAAAUAAACUUAUUUAAAAAAAAGACCUUACGGCUCAAAGCAAUUUUGCAAAGAGUUUUGACAGAGUAGUACUUGUGUAAAAGCAUUUUGUAAUUUACCUCUUGGACAAAUAAUUUUUAUUAAUAUUAAGUAGGUUAAGUAGCGUAGGAUACGGAUCAAUAAAGUCAUUUAAAUAAAUUGAAUUUGAUCGAAUUAAAUGUGUUCAUUCUAUAAGGUACAGGGGGCAGAAAUUGAAACAUUGUUUCAAAUGUAACAUUUUCUAAAAGCUUAGAUUUGUUCUGAAAACAUGACCAUUAAAGAUUUGAAGCAGAA